AUGGGCUUUCUCAAGAAGAAGGAUGGGGACGAUGACUCGAACAGGAACGCCCUGUUCAGCAGCAAGGGAAAGUCCAAGUCGCCUGCGCCCCAGAACAGCAAUCCUUAUGCACAAGCCGCUAUCCCUCCCGAUCCAUACACACGAGCGAAGAUGAACGCUGGCGGCGGCUACGGCAGCAUGAGCCAAGCCCCGCCGAAUCGAGGAUAUGGUCAACAGCCCAGUGCAUACGAUAGUCAAGCGGGUGGCUACCCCAACAACAGAUACGGAGCGGCCCAGGGCGACAACAAAUAUCAGGGAGGUGGUGGCGGAGGCUAUGCUCCUGAUCGAUAUGCCAACCAAGGAGCCUACGGGGGUGCCAGUAGUGGCGGAAAUCCGUAUGGUGCACCGCAACCGUCAGGGGCGGCAAGAUCGGGCGGCUACGGCGGCCUUGGUCGAACAGCUAGUUACGAGACGACGCCCGAUGACAACAGAGACGCUCUUUUUGGUGGUGCCGCUCAGAGACUUGAACAGCGGCAACAGCAAGGACCUCCAGAUUAUGCCUAUCAAAGCCAGGACCAGAGUGGUGGUGAUACGAGCUAUGGCGCGUACGGUGAUCGACAGUUGACGGCAGAAGAGGAAGAGGAGGAAGAUAUCCAGGCAUCAAAGUCAGAAAUUAAAUCCAUGAAACAGCAGGACGUGGCAUCGACACGCAACGCUCUGCGUAUAGCAGCUCAGGCUGAGGAGACCGGACGGAACACGUUGGCUCGACUCGGCGCUCAAGGCGAGCGGAUGCACAACACAGACCGGAAUCUUGAUAUUGCCAACAACCAGGUCAGCAUGUCUGACGACAAGCAGAAAGAACUGAAGAAGCUUAAUCGCAGCAUGUUUGCCGUCCAUGUGGGCAAUCCUUUCAACUCGAAGGCUCGUCAACAGGAGAAAGACGACAAGAUCAUGGAGCGCCAUCGCCUCGAGCGUGAGCAGCGCGAGGCUACGCGCGAGCAAGCAUUCCGGAGUACACAGCGCAUGAACCACAACUUCAAGGGCUUGGACGAUACAUACAGCACAGGACCUCGCAAGACGAAUCUUGCCGAACGGUCCAAGUAUCAAUUCGAGGCAGAUUCUGAUGACGACCGUAUGGAGGACGAAAUCGAUCGCAACCUCGACGAUCUCACCGGAGCGGCCAAGAGGCUGAAUCUGCUGGCCAAGGCCACCGGACAGGAAAUAGAAUCCCAGAACAAAUUGAUUGAGGGAAUCAGCGACAAGGUGAGGCCUAAGUGUCUGUUCGUCAUGCGUGUGCUGAUCAUCGUCACUACAGGGCGACAAAUUUGA
Messenger RNA from Cyphellophora attinorum, 1308 nucleotides. Its product is annotated as Protein transport protein SEC9. The transcript has 2 exons. The record is from RefSeq and is a predicted model, not a curated record. Gene Ontology annotation, cellular component: plasma membrane; SNARE complex. Gene Ontology annotation, molecular function: SNAP receptor activity; syntaxin binding. Gene Ontology annotation, biological process: exocytosis; vesicle fusion. Bases 1 to 1308 code for a protein of 435 amino acids. Lineage: Eukaryota; Fungi; Ascomycota; Eurotiomycetes; Chaetothyriales; Cyphellophoraceae.